AUGGCUAGCGCAUCAUGGCUCAAUCCACAGAGCCGAGCGAUUGGACUUGGCCAGGCUGUCUCGGAAUUUGCUUCAGAUCUCUCCGAGGAACAGAAACGUUCAUUUAGAGCACAGAAAGAGAAUUUCUCGUCUCCUAAGGACACUGACGUCAUCACAGCUAUCGUUGAAAUCCAUGAGGUUGCAGCACGGAAUCAGGCAAGCAAUGUACGGCGGUAUGUACCGCGCAUGAUCAAUUUCUUGAAAGCUGUACAGGAGUUCGCUUCACUUCAAGAUGAUACGCCUGACAAAUUUCUGUCAUGGCGAACUGGCAGUGUCUGGCUGCUUGUACGCCUAACGUUUACGAGACUUGCUCUGACACCUUGUUGGCUCGAAGCCAUAUUGGAAUUAUUUAUGGGGUCCUGUGGCUCAUCACCUUUUGAUGUGAGAAUAGGUUUCCUUAACUCACACCCCGAGGAACUUCGAUGGAGCCUUUAUGAUUACUACUCCAAGGUCAUCCGCAUAUGCCACUACUUGUUCCUUUUACAGCCAAGGCGUGGCUAUCCAGAAACGAUAUCCUUCUCUGCGGACUCUACACUGAAGCAUUAUAAGUCGGCUCUCGAGAGAUGCACAAUUUCAAUCAACCAGAGACUGGCGAUCCUCAAACGACAACAUCACUACAGUGACCCCACGUAUAAUGGUAGCUAUGCGAGAGACCCAACGAAUUCCACCAAACGAGAGCUAGAUUUGGAGAAGCACGUCGAGUAUCUUCAAACACUUGAAAUACAGCUAAAGCAUGACUACGGGGCCACAUGGAAAAGUAUAAGAAUGAUUGGAAGUACUUCUCUGUUUGUCUUUGAGCCUAGCUACGAACGCUUCAUUGACUGUAGUAGCUCUUCUACACUGCUCUACUCAGGCAAUGCAGGAGCAGGAAAGUCAGUCAUACUUGCCAAUAUGGUCGAUGAUUUGGAUCGGAGACAGCUUGAAACCCCUCAAAUUGUCUUUUUCUUUUGCAUACAGGAUGAAGUUAAUUCCCUACAGGCUCUAGUUAUUCUUGGCGCCAUAUAUCACCAAGUACUAAAACGCUUAUUGCUCACAUCACGUGCCUCACACGUGUCAAAAGGUCUCGGAGUCUUGUCCACCAUUCUGGAUAAUACUGUGGAUGUAGCAUCCGACUUACGGAUUGCUCUAGAAGCAGCCGGCAUGACAUAUUUAGUCCUUGAUGGCCUUGAUAAGUGUCAAGAGUCAGAGCGAGCCAAGGUGAUUGAGGUACUGCAACGCCUUCAAACCCAAUGCUCUCUAUCAAUAUGUCUCUCAACAAGACCAGGAGUCCUGACUGGCAUUGGAUGGACCAACCUUCACUCUAUCGAUAUUCCGACUGACAACCCCGAUGUCUCAUCUUAUAUUGACUCGGAAACAUCACGACUUCUGAACCAUGGGGAGUUGACGAUCGCAGACCCUACUCUGGAGCUUCAAAUUAGAUCUGCGUUGACCACAGCUGCAAAGGGGAACUUUCUACGGGCUAAGAGAAGUAUGCAAUUGCUAUGUGCACAUAAAACGGAUUCCGAUAUAGUUCGACUCCUGGCCGACUUUCGAGAAGACUUCAAUGAUAGCGAUACUGAGGCUAUGCAAAGCAAAUCACCAACAGCCCCUGCGCCAAUUGCGCCUUCAGGUUUUACGGACUCGGCAUAUGCAUCUGCAUCAUUGAUUGAUAACAACAAGAACACGAAUGAUGGCCAAGCUGUUGAUGAGUCGUUACAAGGCCUAGAUGACCCUACCAUUGACGACUCUGCCACUAUAUACUCCGAUGUCUCAAGAACCACGUUCUACAAAGAGCAGCUGUACAUACAGGAGCUGGCUAAAGACCUGUACAAUAAAAUCAGCUUUCAGGCUGUUGAUUUGGGUCAAGAUCAUCGAGUUGAUAUAUCCGCUACACUACCACGCCUGCUCAAGGCCUUCGCUUUGAAGAUUGGGUACUGUGCAACUACUCAGAUGCAUCGGGAUGUGAUGGCUUUUGUUCAUAGGCACAGAAGUGAGAUUACCGAAGCAUUUCUAGACAUAUAUCUUAGCCAGAGAGAAAUGGAGCCUAGGGAGAUCGCUUGCCCUACCCCUGUUGAGGUUGAGCCAAUGGACGUCUACCCUGGCCAGAUGGAGAUUGAGCGGACAGAAAUCCAAGAUGACCAUCGCUCUAUGAGUUUGAAUGAGCGUAUGGCUCUCUGGGAACAAAGUGAAGAUUGGGAGCAACCUUCAAUUGUAGAGGGCCUGGACAACCUUGAGUUAGUGGAGGCGGAGGAGGAGGAUGAGUACGAAGAGGCUGACAUCUGGGUUGCAGCGUACCGAGACUUUGCACCUGGUACCGAAGCUUACUCCUGGUUAAUGACCCAACUCCAAAGGAAUAUGGAUUCUGUUCUGGAAGAACCAACGGCCAUUCAACUAAUCCGGGAUCAAGUAUUAUCUUCAGUCCCAUCCCCUCAUAUGAUCAGCAGAAGCGUAUCUUCUGAAAGUUGCAGCGUGUUAUUCGACCUGGACUGGGAUAUUAUUGAGUUCUUUGACUCGCAGGAGUUCUCCAAGUCACCGGACGAAGUACUUUUAGCAGUGAUUACUCUGACUGGAUCUCCUUCUGACGCACAAGCCUCAAACUGUACUCAAUUCCUAAAGCAGACCUGGCCUACUACAGGGGACAUGAUCCUACGGCUUAUACGCGGCUUACUGCGACUGGAAGGGGGACAUACACAUGAGUACCACUUGCCAGAUCAUACAAGACUAACCGCCUGGAUAAACGGGUCAAAGGUCAUGGUGCAGGCAAAUGGGUCCGCGGCUUCUAUCUCAGAGACUGGAGAGCAGCUUGCCUGGCUAGGAGCUGCUCUGAGAAGCUCGCCAUAUCCAAACGGGCUGAGCUACUGCACUCCCUCUAUCAGGUCCAUGCAUCAGGAUCCGGAAAUGCCACAAGCUGUCGUCUGCGUAAUCGGUUUCGAGCUGGAGCAGCUCCUGGAACCACCAGAUAAUUCUAACGGCCAUUGCUGGCAUGGAAUAUUUAAGAACCCGACACUAGUGAAGGGGUUUCCUAUUCUGCCGAAAGUGGAGAGGAAUACUGGUCUGGAAAUACCUCUUAACAUCAUGGCCGGACUAGCUCGAGCUGACCGCGUUGAUCAAUUCAACGGCAAGGUAUACAUAAAGGGCUUCUCGACAAUGCUAGUGCCCACAAAACAGUCCAAAGAGGUGGUUUAUUGGCACUUGAUCUAUAACGAAGAUGGAAGUCGCAUAUCCUAUCUCGAUGAUAAUCUGAACCGCGACGUCCUUGCUGGGACCCCAGAUCUGACAGCUCACCGCCACGUUCUUGGAUGGUGUUCUGAGGCCAGGUUCUAUUCCGGAUCGUCUCAAGCUCAGUACCAUGUUAGACAUUCAGAGCUACCUAAGCUACACUCCGGAUGUGCUCUUGCUGGCACCGUGAUCACUUUGGGACGUAUGAUCACAGGAGGUCACAGCUUCGAACUCGGUAUCAAGGACACACCAAUACAUGUCGCUCGCAAUGGCUAUAUCCCUCGACUCAAAUGGAUUUCUUCAAAAUUCUUUCUCCUCUGGGACGAGGCCGACAAACGCGGCUGGCUUACCAACGGCACCAGCGUUCUGUUACAUGUUGUUAGAGCCUCUCUAGCAUAUGACAGCACUGAUAAAUUCCAAUCGGCCUUUCUUUUCAAAGCAGGCGACCUACAAGAGUCAACGAAGCCCUUCACUUCUGAUUCCGCAAUUGAUGUACUUAUCAAUUCCAAAAACUUGGCUCUCAAGCUUUACCCAGAAAAGAAUGGCUUUAUUACUUUGAGAGACAGAGUCGAUCAAUACUACAACCUGCUUGAGAAGAUGCUUGAUCACCAGGCAUAUAUUACCAGUCGACAUACCGGGAGCCUAGAGGGAAUGCCUCGAAAGAAUCUUGAAGGUUGGGACUUUGAAGAUCUCAGCGCGAAUCGUGAUCCGUUGCAUCCGCGAUUAGUUACUCUUGAGCCUGCUGGCAAGGGAUGGGUUGACUUGACGAGGGAUCUGCAGGCUGUAACCCUGGCAGGAAGUGGCUUUGGGGAACUUAUACGACCAGCUGGACCAGCCCUUUGUGACUACUGGUCUCAACUACCGAGACACCGAUACCUGCUUGCAUGCUCCAUUUCGGAUAUGGAGGAUGUCGUUAGAGACCAUCGCAGUUCUGAAUCCGAUCAUACUCGGCUGAGUGAUAAUCUUAUAUGGCAUAAUGCGGUUGACAUCUCAGGGAAAUGUCAGUGUGGCGAUGAUGCGCGACAUCAUGGAGAACCAGUCCAUGUGGCAUUUCCGUCGGCACUAUCUCACAAAUUGUUUCCGAACAAAAGCCCCAUCAAACUCAGCGGUGCAGCUGUUUUUGGGCAUAAUCCAGGCUUCUCUUGGACGUGGGGCGAUACCGGUCCUCCUACGCAACAACAAUCAAAACAAGAGAUUGGCGUGAGAUAUGUGUUAGACAAGGCAGAUAAGGACAGCGGAAUUGGUGAAAGCUUAGGGGCAUCCUCAUCUGAGAGUCAUGCCUCGCCAAUACCGAGCUCGAGUAUAUCACGUGCACCAUUGUCACUGAGGAAGUCAAACACAGCGCCGCCGAGCGUAAGAAAUAUCUAUUCCCGAAACGAAUACACUGUUGGAAUCCUUUGCGCGUUAGCGGUCGAGCUGAAGGCAGUACGGGCUCUGUUUGACCAGAGACACCAGCAUCUCCCGAGCGUAAUCGGCGACAACAAUCAGUAUGCACUUGGGGAAAUGGCUCGACAUAUGGUAGUAGCAACAUCACUUCCAGCUGGAGAAUACGGAACAAACGCAGCCGCAUCAGCAGUGUCUGAUAUGAUGCGCAGCUUCACGUCUAUACAGUUCUGUCUACUUGUUGGCAUUGCUGGCGGCGCGCCCUCUGAGGAUAAUGAUAUCCGACUCGGCGACGUGGUAGUAAGCUUGCCUACCCAGACUUACCCAGGUGUCAUUCAGUAUGAUCUCGGUAAGGAGAAUGAGGGGAGUGAGUUUGAGGUGACAGGCGUUUUGCAACGACCGCCUCGGAUCUUGACCAAUGCUAUCAGCAAGAUACGGUCGGACCCAGACAUUGGAGUCGAUGCACUGAACCCACAUCUUACUAGCAUAGUCGAGUCGCUCCCAGCAUAUGGUAACCCAGGUCAAGAACUCGACGUGCUCUCCCGCGCCGCUUGUACUCGCAGGACAUGCAAGCCUGACUGUACCCACCUUGAGCAACGCCUCCCACGAUUAACGGCAGAGCCUAUGAUUCACUAUGGCCUUGUAGCAUCAGGAAAUCGCGUGGUCAAAGACGCAACCCUGCGAGAUCAGCUGUCCCGCAAGCAUGGGGUGCUAUGCUUCGAGAUGGAAGCUGCUGGGGUAAUGAACAGGGCAGGUUGCCUUGUGAUACGAGGGAUAUGUGACUACAGUGAUGCCCAAAAGAACAAGAUCUGGCAGAACUACGCUGCUGCUGUGGCCGCAGCAUACACUAAGCUUUUGCUCAGUGCAGUGGCGGUCAACAAUGACCUUGGCGGUGGUAAUGUGAGAAUGGAUGGUGAGCCUAUGUUUAAGAAGCGGAGGAUGAAUAGUGGCAAUGAAGGAUGGGACUAG
Messenger RNA from Fusarium proliferatum ET1, 5589 nucleotides. RefSeq lists its product as uncharacterized. The record is from RefSeq and is a predicted model, not a curated record. Gene Ontology annotation, biological process: nucleoside metabolic process. The transcript is spliced from 5 exons. Gene Ontology annotation, molecular function: catalytic activity. Lineage: Eukaryota; Fungi; Ascomycota; Sordariomycetes; Hypocreales; Nectriaceae. Bases 1 to 5589 code for a protein of 1862 amino acids.